AGGUUUAUGUUCGCAGUUCAGUCAGUAUCGUGUGUACUUCGAAUAUAGCAACAUUAUCUAGCUUUCACUUGUUGAGUGCUCGUGCCUAUUUAGACGUACGUCGUAUUUGUGAUGCAGGUAGGAUAGAGUCAUCAUCAUGAUCAUUCUUACUAUCAUCCUGUUCAUCAUCGCGUUUUUAAUUUACGAAAAAUAUUCGAAAAUUAAAAAAACCAGUUUACCUGGACCAACAGUAGUCCCUCUGAUUGGAAAUGCUUUAGAAUUUUCAACAAACGAAGAUGCUCUAUUCACGUUGUUUCGAAUGGUACGAAAAUACGGAGAUAUUUUUCGAGUUUGGUUAUGCAAUGAUCUUUACAUAAUCAUCACGAAUCCGAAAGAUAUAGAAGUACUGCUCAACAGUUAUAAACAUACCAUGAAAGCGUUGUCAUAUAAAUUUGUCUCGUCUUGGCUGGGAAAUGGUUUAAUUACUUCACACGGAGAAACAUGGAGAACUCACAGGAAACUUUUAACGCCCACUUUUCAUUUCAAGAUUUUGGAAAAUUCUGUCGAAAUAAUGCAUCGAAAUGUUGGCAUAUUGAAGACUUUUUUGGAUGAGAAAACUGACAUGCAAGAGUUCGACAUUCACGCGUUUAUAGAAAAAUGCAGUUUGGAUAUUAUUGGUGAGACUGCCAUGGGUAUAAAAUUAAAUGUACAAGGCUCAAAUAAAGGAAAAUCGUAUUUAAAUGCUGUUAAAAGCGUCACAAAUAUUAGCGUAUCUCGUAUUUUCAAAGUAUGGCUUCAACCUGAACUUUUUUUCAAAAUCUCUGGUCACCAACAAGAGUUCCAAAAAUCAUUAAAUAUUAUGGAAGAAGUUACAGUAAACGUUAUUACGUCCAGAAGAAAAGAAUUGAUUGAAAAAUCCGAUGCUGAAAUAACCGAAAUUAAAAACAAACCAUUUUUGGAUUUCCUUCUCACUGAAAGUAAUUUCACCGAUGAGGAAAUACACGCUGAAGUUAAAUCGUUCAUGUUUGCGGGGCAUGAUACAACCACCAGUGCGAUUUGUUUCUGUAUUCGUCAACUUGCUAUACACGCGGAUGUUCAAAAUAAAGUGUACGAAGAAAUCACCAAAAUUUUACCCGAAGAAGAUGAUCACCGAAGUAUUCAAACUUUAAACAAACUCAAAUAUUUGGAGAACGUAAUCAAAGAAACAUUGCGACUUUAUCCAUCAGUACCUAUGAUAGGGCGUACUAUCUUAGAAGAUGUUAUUCUACCGAGCGGCCAAAAGAUACCAGCACAUAGUCAUGUAAACAUCUUCAUUUAUAGUAUUCAAAGAAACCCAGAAAUUUUCAGAGACCCGGAUGAAUUUAUUCCAGAACGUUUCGACGACGAUGAUUUCAAAAAGUAUCCUUACGCUUUUAUUCCUUUCAGUGCUGGUCCUAGAAAUUGUAUAGGUCAAAGAUUAGCUUUGAUGGAGAUUAAAAUGGUUCUUGCCACCCUGGUGCGAAAUUAUCAUAUAAUCGCGACGGAAAACUUGCAUUCUAUCACGUUGACUAGCGAGCUGAUCCUCAGAUCUAAACAGGGAAUACCCAUAAAACUGAAAAAACGUGUUUGAUAAUUGCAGAAUAAUAUUAAUCGUGUUUUUUUCAACUACCUAUGUACUUACGUCAUUUUUAAUUUCAUCUGCGGAAUCGUUUAUGUUGUUUAUAAUUGUCUAUGUCUACCAGUUGCUGAGAGACAUACGAGUAGUAAGUAGUAUUUUUUUUAGUCUUGAUCUGUUAAUCUGUAAAAGAAGAGUAUGAGACAUUGUAUACUUACUCCUCUGGGAUUCUGUAUUUUUUUUACGAAAAAGCCAAUUUAUGGCUGAAAUUCUUUGAACGAAUUUUAUUUCUGCGCAAGUGCAUUUAUUUUUAUUGCUUUUAAAAAUGGGGGAAAAUUGCAUUUUUUUAAUACAUUUUUUCCUACUUUUGUUUUUAUUGUAUUCCGCCCCCCCCCCCUCCUCAUAGGAACAAAUUUGACCUCAUUUUAAUUUUUUGUAAGCGAAUAAAAAUGUACCUGAUAUUUUGGAAACUGAGUAAAAUGUGUUCAAAACACCUUCUGUUCGUAAGGUGUUUGCCUUCCUACAGUGAAAAAUUGGCGAAAAUGAAAUUGUCUGAUUUUUGAUAAAAUGUGCUCGAUAUUGUAAGCAGCAGUGUAAUAUUUAUUGUUAGUCAACGUUUUAUAAUUGAAUUGUGAAAUUACAUUCAUUUUGAAUUUUUUGCGA
Molecule: messenger RNA, 2236 nt
Organism: Planococcus citri (citrus mealybug)
Lineage: Eukaryota; Metazoa; Arthropoda; Insecta; Hemiptera; Pseudococcidae
Product: cytochrome P450 4C1-like
Exons: 12
Coding region: 137-1588 (483 amino acids)
Molecular function (GO): monooxygenase activity; iron ion binding; oxidoreductase activity, acting on paired donors, with incorporation or reduction of molecular oxygen
Source: RefSeq, a predicted model, not a curated record